This is a messenger RNA of Phyllostomus discolor (pale spear-nosed bat), 2316 nucleotides long. RefSeq names its product zinc finger protein 354C (gene ZNF354C). The record is from RefSeq and is a predicted model, not a curated record. Gene Ontology annotation, molecular function: DNA-binding transcription factor activity, RNA polymerase II-specific; RNA polymerase II cis-regulatory region sequence-specific DNA binding. Gene Ontology annotation, biological process: regulation of transcription by RNA polymerase II. NCBI's taxonomy places the organism in Eukaryota, Metazoa, Chordata, Mammalia, Chiroptera, Phyllostomidae.
AUGAUGGGAGUCGUAGUUCUCCUCAGGUCUGUGGCAUUGCUGGACGCUAAGGCCUUUUUGGGGCUCGUGGUGUGGGCACCGCUGGGGUGCUCUGCUUUGGCCUGCGAAACUCCCCAGCUUUUUCUGGCCUGCGGGGGGUAUCAGCGCUCACCUCCGUGAAACUAAGAAGGAAAGAAUGGCUGUAGAUGAUCUGCCUGCACAGGUGGUGGAGUCUGUGACGUUUGGGGACGUGGCUGUGCUUUUCAGCCAGGACAAGUGGCUGUGUCUGGACUCUGCACAGAGAACUUUGUACCAGGAGGUGAUGCUGGAGAACUACCACAGCCUGGUGUCCCUGGGGAUCCUGUUUUCUGUGCCAGAGGUGAUCUGCCUGUUGUAGUAAGGAACAGAUCCCUGCACAAUGGGAAGAGUAAUUCCUCCAGACACCUGUCUUGAUUUCAAGACUUGGUCUGAAGUAGAAGCAUUGCCUCCCAGACAAGACAUUUUUAUAAAAGAAAUGUCUCAUGAAAUAAUAAAGAAAAAAAUCACUAAGUUUGGUCAUUGGGGCAUCAAGUUUGAAGAAGCUUUGGCAUUUGAGAGCAAAGCAGAACAAGAACAACAGAGGAAACCUUUUAGGCAAAUGGUAGCCUCACAUAAAAAAACCAUCUGUGGUGAUAGAAACCAUGUAAGUCUUGAAUUAGAGAAAGGCUUAUUUAUAAAUACAGUUCUUAUUGCACAACAGAGUUCUCUUAGAGAAAGGACACCUAAUAUAUGUUAUACUUUUGGGAAAGAUUUGAAACAGGAUUUUGAUCUAAUGAAAUGCUCGCAAAUUUAUUCUGGAGAAAAACCUCAUGUUUGUAAUGCUUGUGGGAAAAGCUUCAGUCAAAGUCUUCAUCUUAUUGAGCACCAGAGAAUUCAUAGUGGUGAGCAAUUCAACAAAUAUAAUGAGUGUGGGAAAAAUUUCAGCCAUAGAUCAUCCCUUCUUGUCCAUCAGAGAAUUUAUACUGGAGAGAAACCUUACAAAUGUAAUGAGUAUGGGGAAGCAUUUAGCAGCAGUUCAGCUCUUAUCAAACAUCUGAGAGUGCACACUGGAGAAAAACCAUAUCAAUGUACGGAGUGUAGUAAAGCCUUUAGCCGUCAUUCAACCCUUAGUGUACAUCAGAAAAUUCAUACUGGAGAGAAACUCUAUAAAUGUAGUGAAUGUGAGAAGGCAUUCAGCUGUAGAGGAAAACUUUAUACACACCAAAGAAUCCAUACAGGUGAGAAACCCUAAUGUCGUGAAUGUGGGAAAGGCUACAGCAAGCUCACUCACCUGGCUAAACAUCAGAGGCUUCAUACUGGGGAACAACUGUGCAAAUGUUUGGAAUGUGGGAGAACUUUCACCUGCAUCUCAAGUCUUGUUGAACAUAAGCAGCUUCAUACUGGACAGAAACCCUAUCGGAGUAAUGAAUGUGCGAAAACCUUCAAACAAUAUUCAACCUUUAAUGAACAUUGUAAAAGUCACACUGGGGAGAAACUUUAUACACAUGGAGAAUGUGGAAAAGCUUUUGGAUGCAUAUCCAACCUUUAUAGACAUCAGAGAACUCACACUGGAGAGAAACCCUAUCAGUGUGGACAGUGUGGGAAAUCUUUCAGCCAAUAUUCAAUCAUAACUGAACAUGAGGGAAUUCAUACUAGAGAGAAACUCUAUAAAUGUGUGGAAUGUGGGAAAGCCUACAGUUACAGAUCAAACCUUUGUAGCAAAAAAAUUCAUACUAAAGAAAAAGUUAAAUGGAAGGAAUAUGGGAUCAGAGAUUUCUUAGAGGAGAUAAGCCUUGUGAAGUUUAAUUUGUCUCAAAAAAUUUCAAGACUUCUCAUUGGAAAAUAAUGAGGAGAAUAAUAAAUAAGUCACAGCCUCCUGAUAGAGUAAGUCUUUUUACUUCUCCAGGAGAAAAAAUACCAGUUACUACUAAGUAAUGGUAAAAACUGAUCAGUGAAACUAUGAAGAGCACUGACUUGUCAAAUUUUAUAAGAAAUAUUAAAUUCUAGAUUUCAAAGACAAAAGUUUUUAAAUUCAUAAAAAAAUGUAAAAGCCAAACUUAAAAAAAAACAUGAAAAUAAUGGAAUACAAACUUUGUUUCUUUCUUUAGACUUUACUCCCUUUUUAAGAGUAAGCUUCUAUAUGAAUUUUCUUACAAAAACAGUCAUUUAGUUAUUAAUGUGAAUAAGUGUAGGACCUUAUUUUCUAAGACAUAAACAUAAGAUGUCUCCCUAGACAUAUGUCUCCCUAGACACAGGAUGUGUUCUUUACCAUGAAGAGAAAGUAAAGCUAAAAAUAAAUUUUUUAUAUUCAUAUUUUCA